Molecule: messenger RNA, 2658 nt
Organism: Ciona intestinalis (vase tunicate)
Lineage: Eukaryota; Metazoa; Chordata; Ascidiacea; Phlebobranchia; Cionidae
Source: RefSeq, a predicted model, not a curated record
CAAUCAGAUCGAUUUGUGUAAAAUAAUCUUUUAGCAGCUCAGGAAGCGAGUAUACAGAACCUCGCAAUAGAAUUCAAUAAACUUGCGUAUUUAAUGGGCAAAUAAACAGUGUUUAAACAAACAAAUAACUAAAAAUUCGCAACGUUGCUCGGUAAGUGCUUGGACCUAACUAGAGUGCGGUUUACAGAAUCGUUACAAGUUAUACAGCCGCUAGAAAAAGCGCUGGAAUCGUGACGUCAGGUCCUUUUUCUUUAGUCUAGACUUGACGCAGAUCGGUUGGCGGACAUUUUUUCUACCGGCAGUUGAUGAUCUGUUUGGAAAAAAGGGCGUUUUGUUUUUUUCAUAUUCUCCAGUUUGUAGAGACUAAAAGAAGAAGGAAAACGUUCGAAUUGUGAUCCAGGAGCUUUUUACUCGGAGCACCAACACAAAUGGAUUCGUCUGAUAAUUUCUUCUGGAAUGCCGAAGUGGCGAAUGGCAACGACAAUGGUAUUCUCCACAGCUCAAUUGAUGGCUUUAUACAGCAACAGCAGAUUAUUAUACAGGACCAAGACUCUCCACCCCCAAAGUCAUCUCCAUUAAUUUCAACUGAAACUACAUCCCAGUCCAUUACAUUCAGCCAGCAGAGCCAUGUUACAAUGGCAGAAGAAGAAAAACCAAAAGAGACGACAGUUACAGUGGCUGCAGACGGGAUACUCCCGAUGGGAAUUGUGAACCCAGAUGCAAUUGAGCCCAAACCCCGUUCCUAUACUUGUAGGAUCUGCCAGAUUACUUUUCCAAACAAAAGUGAGGUCACGGUUCAUUCUCGUUUACAUACUGACCACCAAGGAAAACCAUACAGAUGUAACUUUUGUGGAAAAGGUUUUUCGACCAACUUUUACCUGAAGCAACAUGAAAGAAUACACAGCGGACAGAAGCCAUACAAAUGCCCUAUGUGUGAUAACUCAUUCAAACAACUGUCUCAUGUGCAACAGCACGUCAGAACGCAUACUGGUGUUCGCCCAUACAAAUGCCACUGGCCAGGCUGUGGAAAAGCUUUCUUGCAACAAUCUCACUUGAAAAGCCAUGAAGCACGUCAUGAACCUAAGCCAACAACAGGAGCUAGACCAUUCAAAUGUCACUGGCCGGAUUGUGGUAAAUCAUUUGCCCAACUAACUAAUCUCAAGUCCCACGUGGCAAGACAUACACCUGGCAAAUCUAAAGGCAAGAAGGGAAAUGCGAAAAAGGCAGCUUCUGGUAACUCUGAGGAUAAUGUAAUAAACCAAGCUGCAGCUGCCGCCAAUAUAGUACCAGGAAUGGGCAUAACUGUAAACGAAGAAGCUGAGAUCCGUCCUUUUCUCUGUCCGGGCUGUUCAAAGUUGUACGUGCGAGAAGCCACCUUCAAAAAGCAUCUUGAAGAAUGCAAAACUAAACUCCAGCUCUCAAUAUCUGCCACCGCAUCCGCUCUUGGGAUUGCUCCUCCCCCCAUGCCAUCCUCCAGCGGAGGAAUGCAGGAUUUUGAUCAGAAUCUUCUGCAAGUUAACAUAGUCGGUAACCAAAACCAACAACCAGCAAAAAGAGCUCGCAUAUCGCACGACGAGCAGCAAAUGGGGAUACAGGGCCAAACCAUGACUGACGGGGACACCAUUCAAGUAAAACAGGAGACCGUCAUCUCCGAAAACGAGAAUACAGUCUUCGUCACACGCGAAGAUGGAGAAUACAAACUUCCGGAUGUCCUCUACUCCACAAAUCAGGGCGAUCAAAUCAGCAUUGAAGAUGUGACGUUCCAUCAAACCUCCUCUUCUGAGCAUCCAACAUCCAGCUCCCAGAUCAUUACAGCUGAUUCCUCUGCUCCAGGGAUCAUACUCUCCCAGCCGACGAGUACAUCCGCUUCAGGAAAAGAUCCAGGCACAUCCACAAUUAAUCAAGCCGCUUUAAGAUGGCAGUGGGACAGUGGAAACACAUCAAUUCCUAGGCUUAAUUUCCCAUAAAAAGUCUAGUUUUGAGAUAUAGGCUAAGGUGCUAACAAUAAUGUUUAAUGGUAUAUUUUUAUACCAAGCGAGAAUCAUAUUCUAAUUUUUUAACGCCUUUUUUUUAAAAAAAAUAGAUCUAUUAUGUAUGUAGCCCGUUGUAUUUGAAGUUAGCACAGUAAAAAGUUACUGGAUUUGUUUUCAACUAUCAUGCACUAAAGUUGCAGUUUUGUAUUUCAAAAAUUGUGCCAUUUGCUGUAAAUAACGACAGUUUUAGAUUUUUCUUCUGUCUAAUUGAGUGCUAAAUGUUCACUGCCUAAAAUAUCUGUAUUGGCAGUACUGUCUGCUUAUCCAUACUAAAAAAAAGGUACAGUUAUAUGUAUCCUAAAAGGUUUUACAAAUUUGCUUAACAGUCUUAUAACCCCUUUUCCAAACGGUGCAAUUUAACUAUUAUAUCCAUAAAAAAAUAUUUAUGGCAACGUAAAACUUAAAUUCAUAAAAAAAUACUUUUGGCAACUUGAAACUUUUGCACGUAAAUUACCAUAAAAAUGUAAAAUUGGACUAAAACAGCAUAAAAAUAUCAAAAGGACUAUUUUUACACUUGAACCUUUGUACAAAAUGUUAUGUAGAUAACUCCAGGGCACUGCCCGCUUAUUUUUACUAACCCUUGCUACUAGGUCGAAUUUUCGACUAUUAAAAUCUGUUUGUUGAA